Molecule: messenger RNA, 1277 nt
Organism: Melozone crissalis (California towhee)
Lineage: Eukaryota; Metazoa; Chordata; Aves; Passeriformes; Passerellidae
Gene: MRM3
Product: mitochondrial rRNA methyltransferase 3
Exons: 4
Coding region: 1-1182 (393 amino acids)
Biological process (GO): RNA processing
Molecular function (GO): RNA binding; RNA methyltransferase activity
Source: RefSeq, a predicted model, not a curated record
AUGGCGGCGCCGUGGCCGCCGCUGUGGCGGGCGCUGCUGAGGCCCCGCGGGCCGCGGCCGGAGCCGGGCGGGCGGCGCGGGGUGCGGGCGCUGCGGCGGAGCCCCGUGCGGGUGCUGCAGCCGCAGAGCCCCCGGGAGGAGCCUCCGCCGCCGCCUCCGCCGCCCGCCGUGGAGCGCAGCGCGGCCGCGCCGGGGCUGUGGUAUGAGAAGGCGGCGGCCGGGGACCGCAGGCUGGGAAAAGUGGUGACUAUCGCCAAGUCAAAGAAGUUUCGGGAUAAUCACGGGAAGGUUCUGCUGGAGGGGCACAGGCUGAUCAAGGAUGCUCUGCAGGCAGGGGCUGUGCCACAGACCCUCUUCUUCAGCACCGUGAGGCACCUGAAGCUGCUGCCUGAGGCUGAGAUAAAACGAGCCAGCUUGGUUAAGGUGAAAUUUGAAGACAUCAAGACCUGGUCUGACCUCGUAACUCCUCAGGGGCUUCUCGGCAUUUUUUCCAAGCCUGACCCUGCCAAGAUGUCCUACCCUGCAGCUCAGCUCGCCAACUCCCUGCCCCUGCUCCUCAUCUGCGACAACAUCCGAGACCCAGGAAACCUGGGCACCAUUCUGAGGUCUGCAGCAGGAGCAGGCUGUGAGAAAGUGCUGCUCACCAAAGGCUGUGUGGAUCCGUGGGAGCCAAAGGUGCUCCGUGCAGGAAUGGGGGCUCAUUUCCGUGUGCCCAUCAUCGCCAGCCUGGACUGGGACUCUGUACCCACCAACCUCCCUGCGGGCACCCAGGUCUGCGUGGCCGACAACAAUGCCCCCAGCAGCUCAUUCCUGCCCAGAGGGGCUGCCUCUGCUCCUGCCAGCCCCACAGCUCCUGUGAAAUCCAGCCCCAGGGCUGUUCCUGAGCACAAGGAUGAAGAGGGAGCAGCAAUCCCAGAGCUGGCUGUGCAGCAUUACUACGAGGACUGGGCAAAGGCACCAGUGGCCGUGGUGGUGGGAGGGGAGACCCAGGGCCUGAGCCCAGCUGCACUGGGGCUGGCAGCCAGCACGGGGGGCAGGAGGCUGCUCAUCCCCGUGGUGCCAGGCGUGGACAGCCUCAACUCUGCUAUUGCUGCUGGCAUCCUGCUCUUCGAGGGCAGGAGGCAGCUGCUGUGCAGGCACAAGCAGGAGGAUGGCAGGCACAAGCUGCCUGUGCCAGGCUGAACUGUGGUUUGGGUGCUGAAAGAGCACCUCUUGCAUUUGGUUCCUUGAGGGUUAAUAAAAGAGCAGCUCGGGCUGUUUGGUUUGUAGUAAAUGAG